Cadophora gregata is the source of this 1507-nucleotide messenger RNA. RefSeq lists its product as uncharacterized. Gene Ontology annotation, molecular function: cutinase activity. Lineage: Eukaryota; Fungi; Ascomycota; Leotiomycetes; Helotiales; Ploettnerulaceae. The transcript has 5 exons. The record is from RefSeq and is a predicted model, not a curated record. Gene Ontology annotation, cellular component: extracellular region. Gene Ontology annotation, biological process: carbohydrate catabolic process. Bases 162 to 884 code for a protein of 240 amino acids.
CUCUUUUUAUUUUAUUUUAUUUUAUUCUAUUCCAUACCUUAUCUUCUGUUGGCUGAGCCAAUCAAUACCUGACUCUAUCAUGAUGAGAUCUAUACUUCAGUUCACUGUCUUUGCUCUUCCGUUUGCUGUUGCUGCACCGGCUCCUGCUCCGCAAGCAAACAAUGUACGUUCAAACCUCAUUCAUUUCCAGUUCUGUUCUCUCUCAACAAGUCCUUUCCACAAUUCUACUCGUCAUCAUCUCUCCUCUCCCCUCUCUCCUCUUCCUCCUCCAUCCAUCCAUGAAAAAUCAGGUUCUGACUAACUCCACCACCACACAGCUCGGCUCAGCAACCACCCAAAACGGCCUCACAGCCGGCGGCGGCUGCAAAGCCAUGACUGUGAUCUUCGCCCGCGGCACAACCGAGCAAGGGAAUGUAGGGAGCCUCUCUGGGCCGCCGUGGUUCGACGCCAUGGCUCAGAUGGUCGGCGCGGAGAAUCUGGCUGUGCAGGGUGUGGAUUAUCCUGCGAACGUCCAAGGCUUCCUAGCAGGAGGUGAUAAGAAAGGAAGCGCGAAGAUGGCGCAGCUUGUUCAGCAAGCUAUGACUGCGUGUCCUGAUACGCAGGUCGUGAUGGCUGGAUACAGUCAAGGAGGACAGCUCGUCCAUAAUGCUGCGGCUAUGCUUCCUGCUGCUACAGCUGCGAAAGUCUCGUCAGCCGUCAUCUUCGGCGACCCCAUGAACGGCAAGCCCGUCGCCGGCGUGUCUGCCGCAAAGACAAAAAUCAUCUGCCACAACGGCGACAAGAUCUGCGACGGGCAGAACCAGGUCCUGCAGCCGCAUCUGACGUACUCGCAGAAUGCGGAUGAGGCUGCGCAGUUUGCGGCUGGGGCUGCGGGGUUGGCUUAGGAUAGAAUGGAUAGAUAGGGAGAUGGAGGGAGGAGGGUGAUGGUGGGGGGUUGAGCUUGAGGAAGAGGUUGAGCGUGGUAGUGGUAGCGGUACUGAGGAAUUGGGGUGAGAAGGGUUGUGGAGCGCUUGGAUUCUAGUUUGUUGUAUCAUAUAUUAUUGCAUCCGAACUUGAACUUGAUAUUGGUGUUUUGGAAUUGACGUAUGGUUUCGCUGGUGUGCUCCUACAGUUUAUUACUGCUCCGGACACAACAAUCGGAGGACUUGCAAGCUGGUGCUUUGUAGAAAGUGGUACUCUGAAUCCUCGGUGCUGCUAGUACCAGUAGUAUCACUCCCUCUUUCGACAUAUCCAUAGCGGGUUUCCGGGAGUGCAGGGUAGAAUUGGCGCACGGGGUAAAUCUGCGUUAAGCGAGGAUGUCGCCAUGGAACCGUCAUCGUCGUUGUAUCCUCUGCGUCCAUGAAAACGGGCGUGGUAUCCUGAGACUAUCUCUGGCAGCCCACGUAGCUGUGUAAUCACAUCGCCGAGCCCUCAAUCUCGCUUCACCUUGACCACCUUUUUUGACAUUUGACUUUUGUAAUUUACAUUGCUUUUGUCUUCCGCCAACAUCAAUCCCUCACAUUCCACG